AUGGAGUUGGUAGAAAAAAAUUUAAUAGAGAACCCGAAGAUUGAAGAUGAUCAACAAAAAUUAGUUCUCGAUUAUAAAAAAGAAGAAUGGCAGGAAUCGUCAAGUAAAAAGAAGAAAAAGGGCAAAAAACAAAAUAUAAAAAUAAUUUCUGAUAUAGAUGAAAAUAUAGAAGAUAAAAAUAAGGAAUCUAGGAUUUUUGAAAGUGAUAACAAUUUGGAAAAACAAUAUUUAAAUAAACUAAAGAUUACUGAUGAUAAUUUGCCACUAACACAAUUAGAGGAUUUAAAGGUAUGA
This is a messenger RNA of Meloidogyne enterolobii, 294 nucleotides long. NCBI's taxonomy places the organism in Eukaryota, Metazoa, Nematoda, Chromadorea, Rhabditida, Meloidogynidae. The record is from the annotation of a GenBank genome assembly.